AUGACGUCAAAGGCCAAAAUCGCCGUAGUCGCAGGCCACCUCGCCGCAGCGUCUUACGUCCGCUACCUCAACCAAGCCAAUAUCCCGCAUACUAUCAUCUGGACGCAUGGUCAGCAGAGAUACCGCGACGAGCUCCCGUGUGCGUGGCUGGAAGAGGACAGUCCUGGCAGCGUCACUCGGUUGACCGUCGGCGCUCCGCACCCCGAAGCAUUCCAACGCAACCGCAGCGUGUAUCCCACCCCUACGCAGCGUGCCAUGGCAUUCAGGGAGCGAAUGCUCGACUAUGUCACUGACAAGUGGUACGGUGCGCCGCAUCUCUCAGCGUUCCUAUCGAGCGCGCAAUACUAUUUUAACGUCAACUCUGGAAUGAUACUACCCAUGCAUUUGUUGCAGGCAGUCUUGUCUAGCGAAGACCAUGCGCAAGACAUACGACUCGAGCAACCCAGCAAGAUGAGGAGCGCACUGAUGAAAAUCUUGAUCAAAAAGCACGACGAAGACAUCACCGAAGCGCAAGUCGACGCAAUCCGAAGCAUCAGGAUCGCGUGCAACGUCGACCCAGCGGGUGGCCCCAUACUAUGGGAGAGUCAGUACUCAAAGGAUAGAUACGAGGGCAUCUCACUUCCUGUCAACUCCCCCGCUCCCUCGAUCAUACGUCCGACAAUGCCACCAAAGAAAGGACAAGACAACAAGAAACCUGCUCGAAUACCUGCUCGAACACCGCGCCAGCAGAGCAACACAUUGACGACUACACCCUACAGCGUAUCAGCUCCGCCAACGCCUACCGAAGUUUACGACGAGGGAGAGAACGACUUCAGCAUCAAUGUCCAUGCCAGUCUCAUGGAAGACGACGAUAUCAGCAGCGCAGAUGAAGAUAUCGCAGCCAAUAUCCCACAGGGGUGUGCCAUUAGCGACAACGAUCUACUUGACGACCUGAGCCCCACCGACAUCGAGGCGCUUGUCCAGCGGCUUCUCCCUGGCAUUUGCCAGCAAGAUGUCCAAGACUUUUUAGCCCAGAUUACUACACACCAUUCGCCGCCCUUUACUAUACCACGCCACGAACGCGAACCUAGGAGCUGGCCCUCAACGUACGAAGAGUCGGACCUGUUGUGGGAAGAGGGAGCCAAGGCUGAGCGAGCAAUCAAGCUGCCUGUCGGGACCAAUAUGCCGAAGUGGUUGGACAUGGCAGAGGAUCAGCUAGAGAAGCUUCCGGCUGUCCUACGCAAUUACUGGUGGUGUGUCGCCCAGGAAUGGCUGGCAAGAUCGCAGGCUAAGAUCGCCCUACUUGUCGGAGCAGCUGCAGUCACUACCUAUCUGUCCUACCUAGACGCGAACCAUGUUCAGCACCAACAAAUAUGGUUGGCUGGUGGCAAAAAUGAGUACCAAUCAAGCAAGACGCCACCGUGUUGGAUCGAACACGACAAGGACAACAAUAUCAAGCGCAUCGCGUUCUCAGUCCCGCACCCGGAGUAUUUUAACCGCUACCGCGGCACUGUAGUCACUCAUACGAUGAGAGCCAAUGCGCUUAAAGAGCGUUGGAUUGACUACGCGAUGGUGAAGGUCUGGGGCACGGCACAUCUGCAAGGCUUCCUCAGCUCAACAAAGUACCGCUUUCAGACCACAACGGGUAUUAUUCUGCGCAUUUCUGACUUCGAGAACUACGGCGCAGACAACACCACACUUCGCACGAUUCUCAGUAUCCCCAACUUAAGCAAUGCCACUCUUAACGUCCUCCUUACCGGCUACAAGAAGAUAAGCAAAGAGGAGGUUGAAGGGAUCAAGGCGAUGCGGAAGACCAUGGAGGUCGAACUCACGGAGAAGCCAUCAUACUGGGAUAGAGCCGAAGUCAUCGACCGAUACGGCAAUCAUGCGUUGACUUUCAGAUUGAUCGCAGAGCGGCGGGAGGGGCCGAGGCAAUCUACCAAGCCCAAAUCGCAACCCCUUGCAUUAUCGCUACAUGAGAUUGAAGGAAACCCCUUCCUCACACGAUAUAACACCACGGUCGCGGACCUUCUCGCGAAGGAAGAGACCAAGAAGCAGAAAGCGCGCGAGCGGAGGAGGAAGAGGAGAGCAGUUGAGAUGGAGGGCGAGGACGAGUGGUGCGAAGGUGAUAAUUCAUAG
Messenger RNA from Alternaria ventricosa, 2118 nucleotides. RefSeq lists its product as uncharacterized. The record is from RefSeq and is a predicted model, not a curated record. Bases 1 to 2118 code for a protein of 705 amino acids. Lineage: Eukaryota; Fungi; Ascomycota; Dothideomycetes; Pleosporales; Pleosporaceae. The transcript is spliced from 6 exons.